Amoebophrya sp. A25 is the source of this 972-nucleotide messenger RNA. Lineage: Eukaryota; Dinophyceae; Syndiniales; Amoebophryaceae. The record is from the annotation of a GenBank genome assembly.
CAUGCACAUACUUGUUGUUUUGCGAAAGAGGAAAGCCGAUGGAGUCGUGGAAGUAGAAGUUGAAGUUGUUGAAUGCAAUAUAAUAUGCUCCUCUUUUCCACAAGAUGAAAGUGAGUCCGCCGUUGUCGAACAUGAACACCAACUUUAUUGGUUGUGGGCAACCACUGUAGAAAGAAAAGCACCCGAAUCCACCGCGUUUUGUCCCAAUUCGUGGCGGGCUACAACACGUGUUUCCAACGACUACGACGAGCAUGCAGUUGCGAAUUGUCGAGUGCGAUCGGAUUUUGGAGCCCGUUCUCGAGAUCUUCCUAAAAAUUCAAGUCUGCGAGCUCACACAGAGCGGCUGUCAUCACGUUUCUAAAGGCUACCGAAGACUCGAGGAGCUGCAUCCACAGGUUAGGACCUCUUGUUAUGUGCUCUUCCUUGAACUUGCUUUCUCUUUCAGCAUGCACUUGCAUUGUAAUCGCAAAUACGAGAAAGAGUAGAGAAAUUAGUCGAUGGUCUGCUUCAGUAUAGUGAACCGCAAUCUCCACCUAUUUCUUGUCCUUCGACGUUUCCACCCAGCUCGUCGCAUCCACGAGCGCUGUUGUAAGCGGGCAUAUUACGUUUCCAGAGUUUGUUUCGUUGGAACGAUUGCUAGUCGAUGAGGAUGUUUGUGUUUUAGCCUUGAAUGAUUGGCUUGCGCAGCUGGCGGGCAAUACUGCGAUACAUGGCGAGCCUUUAUUUCGGACGUUCUUUCAAUUGACUGAAGCAUAUGCGCAGACAGCAAGACCUGCUUCAAUACAGAGCCACAGCAUAAUUCGAACCAAUUACAACCACGAUCAACUAGAGAGUAGUGCACUGCCUUCCGGCAGCAGAGGCAGGGGAGCGGCAGGUGGGCUAAUCUUUCCGGACGGAAAUCAACGGGUAGAAGAACAGCGACACGUCUUACCUGGGCUUAUUCAACAGCAGGUGCAGAAUUAUGAUGAAGAC